AUGGAGGUUCUUAUUGCUAGUACGAAAAAAGUGGAAGAAGAUAAUGAAGGAUUUCAACUUGUAAGUAAAAGAAAUAAGGGGAAUAAUAUGGGAGUACACGACAAGGAGGAAAUGGGAAAAAAGAAUCAAGUCUCAGUUCAGGGGCAAAAUGGGAAUUAUCAAGGAAAAGGAAAAAGUGGGGAUGGUAUCAAUGCUGGAAGUCAAGGGCAGAAAGGGAAUAAUGGUUCGAAAUUAGGGAAUAAUAAUGGGGGGAAUCAAUGGAAUAAAGGAAAAGCAGUUCAGGGGUAUAAUGGGAAAAAUUAUAGCAAGAAUGGGAAUUUUUUUGGUGGAAAAUUAGAACAGGGGCAAAGCAGCAAAAGCAAUUUUUUUGUGAAAAAAGAGAAUAUUGUGGGGGAUAUUUCAGUGGAAAAAAAUAAGCAAAAGUCUAAUUUAAAAGUGGAGUUGGGGAAAAAAGAAGGAAAUGUGCAGAAAUAUAUUCCAAAAUCUGGCCCGGACAUUAAGAUCAGCUCAAAUUUUGACAAGGAAAACUCGAACAUCAGAAAAGUUGAUACCAUGGAGUUUGUUUCUAAAAAUAAAUUUGAUGUCUUAAUGGAAUUGAAAGAGGAGAAUCAAUACGGGAUUUCGAAAAAAGGAAUAGCUGAUAUUGAUUUAGAUUAUCUGGAUACGGUUGAUCAAAUGGAAGUAAUUGGAGGUAUCCCUUUGCUUCAGCUUAUUACUUCGGUCCUCUUGUCGUUGCCUGUGUUCUGGGCUUCCAGCAUACUUAUUCCGAUCAGCAUCAUAAAGGACAUUGAAAAGUUGAUGAAGAAUUUUUUAUGGAAUCAUGAUGAAUCAAAAAAAGGAAGAGCGAAAGUGGCUUGGACUUCUAUAUGUAAGCCGGUGGUGAAUGGAGGUCUGGGUAUCAGAAGUUUGAGAAUGUGGAAUAAAGCUAUUAUCUCAAAAAGAAUUUGGAUGAUUCUGUCUGAUUUUGAUUCUUUGUGGGUUAAGUGGGUUAAGAUUAAUCUCUUAAAAGGAAGAAGUUUUUGGGAUAUAGAGAAAAAGAAUGGGCUAAGUUGGAGCUGGCGGAAUCUCAUUAAGCUUAAGGAUGCUGUUAGAAAUCACUUUUGUAAUAAGAUAGGAGAUGGUGCUUCCUCUUUUAUUUGGUUUGAUGAUUGGCAUCCACUGGGACCUCUUUCUUAUGUUAUAUCUCCUAGGGAAAUCUCGCAAGCUGGGUUCAGUAUUUCGGACAAGGUUAGAGACGUCAUAGUUGAUGAUUCUUGGUUCUGGCCGAAUGAAUGGUGUGAUAUUAUCCCUCAAUUAAGGAACUUCCAACUUCCUUUUCUUAACCCUUCAAUUCCUGAUAAAGUUAUGUGGAGGAGCAGUUCUGGGAGAAUAAUUGAUUUUAGCAUAAAAAGAGUUUGUGAUGAUCUUUCGAACUUUGGCAAUGAAGUUUCAUGGGUCCAUUUGGUUUGGUUCAAACAAAGAAUUCCAAGGCAUAGCUUUAUUCUUUGGCUUGCUGUUCAGGAAAGACUUAUGACGCAGGACAGAAUGAGAUUUUGGGACAAAAAUAAAAAUCUCUAUUGUGUCCUUUGUAAUAAACAACCUGAUUCGCAUUCUCACCUGUUCUUUGAAUGUUCCUUUUCUAACCAUGUUUGGGAAGCUGUGAAAGACAAAACAGGAAUUAUUAGUGACUCGCAUGGCUGGAAAGAGUUAAUUGAAGAGCUUCAAGAAAAGUUUAAAGGAAAAAGCAUACUUGUUUUCAUCACGAAGAUUGCUUUUGCUGCUUCAGUGUAUUAUAUUUGGAGAGAAAGAAAUCGAAGGCUUUUUAGGAAAGGCAAAUCGGAAGAGUCGAAAGUUAUGUUAGAAAUUUUUGAAGAAAUUCGCUUGAAGCUUAUUGGCCUCAAAGGUGAUUACUUGGGGUUUGAUAAUGUUGUCAAGAAGAAGUGGGGUGUUCCUGUGGGGGAGAAAAAUCAAGAUCAUUUUGAUGAUUAA
Lactuca saligna is the source of this 1968-nucleotide messenger RNA. The record is from the annotation of a GenBank genome assembly. Lineage: Eukaryota; Viridiplantae; Streptophyta; Magnoliopsida; Asterales; Asteraceae.